Molecule: messenger RNA, 2685 nt
Organism: Suricata suricatta (meerkat)
Lineage: Eukaryota; Metazoa; Chordata; Mammalia; Carnivora; Herpestidae
Gene: PALS1
Product: membrane palmitoylated protein 5
Exons: 15
Coding region: 368-2395 (675 amino acids)
Biological process (GO): generation of neurons; morphogenesis of an epithelial sheet; establishment or maintenance of epithelial cell apical/basal polarity
Cellular component (GO): plasma membrane; adherens junction
Molecular function (GO): protein binding
Source: RefSeq, a predicted model, not a curated record
AAUCGGGAGUUUCUGGAUUCUUUAUCCGGUGUUUUAAGUGCCGCAGGGGAGCUGUCGUUUGUGCAGUGUGUGGGAGCGGCUGGGGCGGGAGGAUCGCCGGCCGCCGUGGCGCAGAGAGUAAGAAAGUUAGCCUGAGUUAUGUGAAAAAACAGAGAAGAAAAGCUAAGAGGAUAGUAGACAAGUGCUUUCCAAUUUGCAUAACGUAUUUCCUUCAUGGAUACAUUUCAUAGCAUUAUUAUGUGAUGUGAGAAGUUUUUUGUUUUUUGUUUUUUUGAAGUAACAUGGAUUUUAUACUACAGAAUCAAGAAAUUGGCUUUAUAGGAGAAAUUGAUUUAUAAAAAAGUGGUACAGGUUUUUAUAGAUAACCAUGACAACAUCCCAUAUGAAUGGGCAUGUUACUGAGGAAUCAGACAGCGAAGUAAAAAAUGUUGAUCUUGCAUCACCAGAGGAACAUCAGAAGCAUCGAGAGAUGGCUGUUGACUGCCCCGGAGAUUUGGGCACCAGGAUGAUGCCAGUACGUCGAAGUGCACAAUUGGAGCGUAUUCGGCAACAACAGGAAGACAUGAGACGUAGGCGAGAGGAAGAAGGGAAAAAACAAGAACUUGACCUUAAUUCUUCCAUGAGACUUAAGAAACUAGCCCAAAUUCCUCCAAAGACUGGAAUAGAUAACCCUAUAUUUGAUACAGAGGAAGGAAUUGUCUUAGAAAGUCCUCAUUAUGCUGUGAAAAUAUUAGAAGUGGAAGACUUAUUUUCUUCACUUAAACAUAUCCAACAUACAUUGGUAGAUUCUCAGAGCCAGGAGGAUAUCUCACUGCUUUUACAACUUGUACAAAAUAAAGAUUUCCAGAAUGCAUUUAAGAUACACAACGCUGUCACAGUACACAUGAAUAAGGCCAGUCCUCCUUUUCCUCUUAUCUCCAAUGCACAAGAUCUUGCACAAGAGGUACAAACUGUUUUGAAGCCAAUCCACCAGAAGGAAGGACAAGAAUUAACUGCUUUGCUAAAUGCUCCACAUAUUCAGGCACUUUUAUUGGCCCAUGAUAAGGUCGCUGAGCAGGAAAUGCAGCUAGAGCCCCUUUCAGAUGAAAAAGUUUAUGAAAGCAUUGGCCAGUAUGGAAGAGAAACUGUAAAAAUAGUUCGUAUUGAAAAGGCUCGAGAUAUUCCACUGGGUGCUACAGUUCGUAAUGAAAUGGAUUCUGUCAUCAUUAGUCGAAUAGUAAAAGGAGGUGCUGCAGAGAAAAGUGGUUUAUUACAUGAAGGAGAUGAAGUUCUGGAGAUUAAUGGCAUUGAAAUUCGAGGGAAAGAUGUCAAUGAGGUUUUUGACUUGUUGUCUGAUAUGCAUGGUACUCUGACAUUUGUUCUGAUUCCCAGUCAACAGAUCAAGCCGCCUCCAGCCAAGGAAACAGUAAUCCAUGUGAAAGCUCAUUUUGACUAUGACCCCUCAGAUGACCCUUAUGUCCCAUGUAGAGAGUUAGGUCUAUCUUUUCAAAAGGGGGAUAUACUUCAUGUCAUCAGUCAAGAAGAUCCAAAUUGGUGGCAAGCCUACAGAGAAGGGGAUGAAGAUAAUCAGCCUCUAGCAGGGCUCGUUCCAGGAAAAAGCUUUCAACAGCAAAGAGAAGCCAUGAAGCAAACAAUAGAGGAAGAUAAGGAGCCAGAAAAAUCAGGAAAACUGUGGUGUGCAAAGAAGAAUAAAAAGAAAAGGAAAAAGGUUUUAUAUAAUGCCAAUAAAAAUGAUGAUUAUGACAAUGAAGAGAUCUUAACUUAUGAGGAAAUGUCACUUUAUCAUCAGCCAGCAAAUAGGAAAAGACCGAUCAUUUUGAUUGGUCCACAGAACUGUGGCCAGAAUGAAUUGCGUCAGAGGCUCAUGAACAAAGAAAAAGACCGAUUUGCAUCUGCAGUUCCUCAUACAACUCGGAGUAGGCGAGACCAUGAAGUAGCUGGUAGAGAUUACCACUUUGUUUCACGGCAAGCAUUUGAGGCAGACAUAGCAGCUGGGAAGUUCAUUGAACAUGGUGAAUUUGAGAAGAAUCUGUAUGGAACCAGCAUAGAUUCUGUACGGCAAGUGAUCAACUCGGGCAAAAUAUGUCUUCUAAGUCUUCGUGCACAGUCAUUGAAGACUCUCCGGAAUUCAGACUUGAAACCAUAUAUUAUCUUCAUUGCACCCCCUUCACAAGAGAGACUUCGUGCAUUAUUGGCCAAGGAGGGCAAGAAUCCAAAGCCUGAAGAACUGAGAGAAAUCAUUGAGAAGACUAGAGAGAUGGAGCAGAACAAUGGACACUACUUUGACACGGCAAUUGUGAAUUCAGAUCUUGAUAAAGCCUAUCAAGAAUUGCUUAGGUUAAUUAACAAACUGGAUACUGAACCUCAGUGGGUGCCAUCCACUUGGCUCAGGUGAGGGAAGCAUCCAUUGUGCGGCAUGAUUGGACCUGAUCUGGCAGCUUGCCACUAGGACGGUAACCUCGAUACUUCAGCAAGACCCUGAGUGUAGGGGGAAGGCCAAGUAAGCUGUUCUUUGAUCUCAAACUAGGGAGAAGAAAAUCCCCGUAGGCUAUUUGUGCAUAGCAGUCUGUCUUCUGUAUACAUGGCUUAAGAGGUUCUUGCCUCCUCUGGGGAUUCUAAGUGGAAGCUUUCAACAGACCAGUUUCAUUUUAUUCGUGUAAAAACUUUAAUUCUGUUUUCACCUAA